AUGUUGGCUCAACCGCUCUCGCCAGUCCCGUCGAUCAACAUCGAGUUUUGUACAGAAUCAACGCCCGUCAAGGAGCCCAGUUCACCUUUUGACAACAUUGCGUUUCUGCACGACUCGCGCGAUGUCUAUCGCUCACACCACCUCGUCCCCCCACCAGUCCACUCACCAAAGGACCGUACCGUCACCCAACCUAUCCGGACCACACUGGGAAAAGGCCUCGAUUCUGCUCGAUUCGAGGCACUCAGAGCGGCUGCACGUAGCAACGCUGCUGCGACGGCGAAGCACGACCUUCGAAAGGAGGUCGCGGUCCGUGCACAUCAAUCCAAGCAGAUUGAACGCCGAAAGCUGUUCCUCUCGAAAAUAGAGGCUCUCCCUUCGCCCACAGCUGCCUCGUUGCCAGUCACUCCUCCAGAAAGUCCUGCAGUUUUCCAUUUUACGCUGCCCUCUCCUGGUCUUGUUUCUCCCUUGGCUCUGUUUGAGACCUUGGACGACCAGCCCGACGCCCGAACCGUGCGCGUCGAACAAGUCGACUUUCGCGCCCGCGCCCGCAAAGAGGCCCAGGCUCUCGCUGCAGUGACUGGCAAUGUUCGUCAGUCACUCCAAGUGCACGGACUCGCGCCCUUGUCGCCACGACCACAGCCUGCAAAACCAAAGAGUCAAGCACUUCCAUCCCUGGACGAAAUCUCAAAGCGACUGGGAGGAAACGUGACCAUUACUCGUUCUGCCUCGCCACCAACCUCUCGUCUUCCUGCAUUCUUGCAGAAACCCGCGGCCCACGUGCCCGUGCAGGACCCUGUGGUCAUCCUGUCCCCCACACCAAAGCGUACUUUUGUUCCGACAAACUCGCACGGCCCGAUUGAACGUCCCAAGACCUCCACCGGUACCUCCUCCAGUCGUCCUCCCAUCUGUCCGGCAGCAGUCUCCUUGCCUGGUCCGCGUAUCGCGAGCACGCGAGCACCUACUCCAUUGACGGCAGAGGCAUUGACAGCCUUGGCGAACCGUGCUGAAUGUGGCUCGGUGAUGAUGGAGCGUCUCCAGCGACGCUUCAGUGCACCGGCGCGAAUGGCGCACUCGACGCAGCCUCAGCGCUCCCUCGCCCGUCCCGGCCAAUCUAUUGCGCAGAUUGCGCCGCGUACGAAUCCAGCAAAUUUUUGGUCGGAUCUCUUUGGUUUAAAGGUUGAGCAGGCUUGGUUUGCGGCUUAUUUGGACCGUCUGUCCAAUGAGGCGUGCAUGCGAGAACACAAGGUCGUACUCGGCCUCGUGUUCAAAGAGGCGUUGAAAUUCUUUGCGGACAGUUUGUAUGAUGACGUGCGCAAGACCAACGCGUUGGACACGCUCGUUGUCUUCCUACAUUCCAUGUUGCGGAAAGAGUUUGCUGGUUGGGAGCUGAUGGAACUCUUGGCCGGGACGGUAUCGGAGAGCGAUCGUGUAUUUGGGUUACUUGUAGAGAGUAUUGAAAAGGUGCUGGAGAGUGGAGAUGCACCAGUUGCAUUGAAACAUCGAACGCUGCAGCUCGCUCUCGUCUUUGCGUGUGGUGUCGGACAGCUCAGUCCAGGCGCAUAUCUAUUACGGAGAGAUUUAUUUCCAACAAUUUUUAUCAAAACGCCAGAAACGACUCCGUUUACAUUCGAAGCCGUACUUCUUCUUUCGGUCCUUCUCAAUUACCACAAGUCUGACGCCGCAAAUCUCAAUCCGUACCUCAAGCGCGUACGUGGUUCGGUCGACCAUACGCUCUUGAGCAAGGUUUCGUGGGCUCUUGGAUAUGCUUUCGAAACCUCAGUCAAGCGGUACCAAGAGAUUCAAGAUGACACACCACCUACAUUGGUUUCAACGGUCGGGUCGUUCUUAACAGCCCUCCGACCGGAUAGGGCGUUAUCUUCAACACCCGUGGAGACACCAAAAGAGCUAUUCAAAGACCAACCAAUCGAAGCGGCUGCAGCAUUGCUCCCACUCUACGAGCUCUUCAACCUAAAUCCCGUCUUUUCAUCCAUCGUGGUGGAAUCUCUCUCGACUGAGACAACUUCUACUAGACCACCCAUGAUCUGCUCGUUCAUCUCUCUGGCCUCGUAUCUCUUCUCACACGCAUCGUCGGCUGGGACGACAAGAUGUCUGGCGUAUGCAAACCUUACGAUGAGGGUAUUUGCUCUCAUGUCGCAAGAGGAAUCAAUGGUGACAAAGCUUGCUCGCGAGUCCGGCAAAGUCCGAAUAUGUAGACAGCGUCUACCCAGACUACCGGAAACUCCCGCAUCACGGCCUAUAUUAAAUGCGAUGCUAGAUGCAUGCAUCCUCUGGCUUCGCCACAAUCUUCACAAGAAGAUGGAAGUUUCAACCUAUAGAUUUUGCAUAUCAACUCUGCAGAAUAUAUUCUGGGCUCUCAGCCGUCAGCGGAUACGUUUGGAUUAUCAUUGGGAAGAGCUAUGGAGAAGUAUUGUUGCAGUACUGGAUUUUGUGGCGUCUCGACUGGAAAAUGUCAGGGUUCUGGGGCGGGUUGACGAGCUAAUUCAAGAGACGCUUAUCACGUUGGAAGGCGCCACAAUUGUAUCAGAAGCCCUGAUGCCAACUCCGGAAGCCCUUCACCAGUUUGUCUAUGAAAUUGUCAGAUCCAAGCCGACGAUUGACAAACAGAUGGACUCAGCACAAGCAUUACAUGCCAUCACGACAAUCCAAGGCAUGUCGACAUAUUACGAGACCAAGAUCAACGAGGCAGGCUCAAGCAUGGAGAUUGGCGAUGUGAUGAAAGUCAUUGCCGCCGAGGUUGAGCGCGACGGGAUUCGCAUCGAUUCUAGUCAAAGUCUUGACCCUCCAACGCGCCGAACAGAUCCCACUGCAGAGGCAAACUUUCAACUUUUAAACUCUUCUGAGCACUCGUUUAUACCACCGCGUUCGCCACUCUACGUCGCCACCGUCCAGCUUGAGACGCAGCGUGUGCUCGCAUUCAGAAUGCCUUCUAAUGUUGUCGCUCAGCCUUCCCCUCGUACAUUUGGUGCAUCUUCUAGCACCGAAAGUUCUCGCCACCGACCCUCGACGCCGUCUCGGAUCUUCCAGAACCUGAUAGACAGUGGACGCUCGCUCUCGCCCUUUCGUUCCUCUUCUUCGUCUGGAUUCCUCAGCCGGGCCUCUUCACUCCGAUCGCCGAGUACCGACAGUAUUAAACGCAAGUGCGAAUUGAAGCGCGAGCAACUUGUUUCUCGCGACUCGGCCAGCAGAGACGCGUCCGCCUCGGCGAAAAGACCCGUUUCUAUCGCAAGCAGUAGUCCGGUGACUGGUACUGCGGCCACAACGAACCUUGCUCAGUCAUCAUCUCAACUAUUCUCAUCACAGCAUUCUUCCGACGCACUAGUCUCUUCAGCAACAAAUUCUCCGAAAAUUACCGUCAAGCCACCACCCGCUUCUGAGGGACAGAGCUUGAACGCGAGUGGUUCAGGGCUCGCGAGCGAUACUAGUACCCUAUCGAUUGACAUGGACGAGGAUCUGGCUUCGACAAGGUCUCCGACGCCAUUUGAGGACUUGACCGAUUCUCAAGCCACCGCCAGCUCUGAUAAUACCGUGUUUGAGGAUCUUCCCGAGUCUUUGCGGCUCAUGCGAGUCGCGCAGCGUGCAGGUAUCAAAGUGAUCGAUUUCGCGUUUGAGGGUCCUGAGCGGGAAGGAGUCGUGCCAGAAUGGGCCUAUGAAGGCGGUCAGAAAUGCCCAGGAUUCGGGAUAGGAUUUGGUGGAGGGGCUUAUAAUGGCGUUCUUUCAAAAUACCGACCAGCUCAAAAGGAGGUCCCACCGGCCGAAGCUGUAGACGAUGAAGAGGAUCAUCGAAUGGUGAUUGACAGGCCACGUCCCAACAUUUUCAGCUCACGACCUGCAUCUAUCAUCGGCACGCUUUACACGGCGCCGUUGUCGGAUGGUGUAGACCAACAAAAGAUGGGCGUCGGUAGUCCACCGAGCUCGAGAUCCAGCGCGCCGAUUAGUAGUAACGGGUUUAUGCAAUUUCUUGAAGAACGCAAACAGAAUGGAGCUAUGAUGCUCGAUCAUUCUGGUAUCAAACGAGAGCGCUCCCUCGCGUCUGCCGAGCCAGCGCCGGGAGAGGGAAGCCCGACCAAGAAGAGAUCGAUUGGUUAG
Serendipita indica DSM 11827 is the source of this 4107-nucleotide messenger RNA. The record is from the annotation of a GenBank genome assembly. Lineage: Eukaryota; Fungi; Basidiomycota; Agaricomycetes; Sebacinales; Serendipitaceae.